UACCCAUGCGCCUCUUUGUCGCUAGCGCCCUACGAUUUCCUCCGGAAGUUUUCAUCCGGCUCGUCCGAAGGAGGGCGAAAGUUGAAAACAAUUGUGAAGCUUGCACGCCAUUCCUGAACUCUCUCUCGCUGAUUACUCGGAUCCUUUGCUUGAUUGUGGAACUCUCUCUCCGAACUCUGCUUUUAGGACCCAGCAAUCCCAUUGCCAGGGCGGAGAAGUUGAACAUGGAACAAUGCGGGCUUUACCAAUGCUUUUAAUCUUUUCUUCUUUUUAGAGAGGAGUUAGUCAUUAUAUUUAUGCAUUGGUAGCCAAAGACAAUAAAACCUUCAUGGCUUUUGGAGGAAGAAAUGCAGAUCUUUGCAGUUUUCUCCAACAUCAGUCUUCAUGCUCUGAGUUCGUCAUCAUGUGCAGAAAAUAAUGUCAAUCAGUAUGGUUUUUUGUCUACGAGAACUUUUGAAGCAGAGUGCUAUGUACUCAUGAACUCCGGACACAUUGCUAGUUAUUUUAUAUGCUUCUCAAAUCUCAGCUUGGAUGUUCAAUCAUACAUACUACUGAGCUGGCCGAUCUUAAGUGCGGGCAUAUUUAUGUUGGUUUCAGUAGUCUUGUCUCUGUUUCUUGUUUUGGAGCAUCUUGUAAUUUACUAUCAGCCUGAGGAACAGAAAUUUUUGAUUGGCAUCAUUCUUAUGGUUCCUGUCUACGCUGUUGAAUCGUUCCUUUCACUGUUGAAUUCAAAGGCUGCAUUCAUCUGUGAAAUUAUGCGCGACUGCUAUGAGGCCUUUGCUUUAUAUUGUUUCGAGAGGUAUUUAAUUGCUUGCCUAGGUGGUGAGGAGAGAACAAUUAAGCUCAUGGAGAACCAGGCCAAAACCAGCUCUAGCAUGCCUCUUUUGGAACUGGUCUAUGAAGAUGGAGUUAUUAGGCAUCCAUUUCCAUUGAAUUGCUGUAUGAGGAACUGGUAUCCUGGCCCAGAGUUCUAUCAAGCUGUGAAAAUUGGUAUUGUACAAUAUAUGAUAUUAAAGACAAUUUGUGCUCUUUUAGCCAUCAUUUUACAGCUAUUUGGUGUUUACGGUGAAGGGAAAUUUGAAUGGACUUGUGGGUAUCCUUAUCUAGCGGUUGUUUUGAAUUUUAGCCAGACAUGGGCUUUAUAUUGCCUUAUACAGUUCUAUUCUGUUACCAAGGACAAACUAGAUCAUAUAAAGCCUCUCGCGAAGUUUCUUGUGUUCAAGUCCAUUGUAUUUUUAACCUGGUGGCAAGGAGUUAUCGUUGCUUUUCUAUUUUCGACUGGAGCUUUUAAAGGUCAUUUAGCACAGGAGCUGAAAACACGCAUCCAAGAUUAUAUAAUAUGCAUUGAGAUGGGGAUCGCUGCUAUUGUGCAUCUAUACGUUUUCCCCGCAAAGCCAUAUCAAUGUGGGGAGAGGUGUGUCCGCAAUGUUUCUAUUUUGGCCGAUUAUGCGUCUUUGGGAGCUCCUCCUGAUCCGGAUGAAGUUGCAGAAGGUGGAAGGUUAGCAAGGAUGCACAUUUCUCAGUCUGAUGAAAAUCAAAAGCGGCUGAGUUUCCCCCAGAGUGUUCGCGAUGUUGUUCUUGGAGGCAGCGAAAUUAUGGUCGAUGAUGUGAAGUUUACUGUUUCACAUGUGGUCGAACCAGUGGAACGGGGUAUUGCAAGGUUAAACGAAUCGCUCCAUCAUAUCUCCGAAAGCGUAAAAAAGCAUGAAAUUAGAAAGAGGAAAGCAAAGGAUGAUUCGUAUUUUAUACCUUUGCAUUCAUGGACAAAGGAAUUUUCUGAUGCGCAUGAACAUAUUUCUGAUGGAAGUUUUAGUGACACAGGAUUAUCUAGGAAAAAAACAAAGCCUGCAAACUUUAAGGAGAGCAAGUCUGAUGUAUAUUCUCAACAUUCCACAUUUGAGCAUGGUAGAAGUAGCUGGACGUAGAUGGGUUCUUCCUGAGCUUUCCACCAACCAAGUUAGACGGAAUUGAAUUUUAGCAUACGGAAAAUUACAUUUUGCUACAUAACGAUAUGCUGUUUCUGAGCAUUUCGGUGGUUUCAAACAUCUGCAGUACAUAGAUUACAAGUUCAUGUGGGUAUUAACUGCUACUAACUUCAAUUGGGUAUAGUGGUGACAACAGCAAAGAAUUGUAAAUUUAUAACAUUUGAAAAAUUGGCAACAAUGAAUAACAAUAUCGUAUAAAAGAUUCAAUUAGUGUGUAAA
This is a messenger RNA of Phalaenopsis equestris, 2204 nucleotides long. Its product is annotated as protein LAZ1 homolog 1. Gene Ontology annotation, molecular function: transporter activity. Gene Ontology annotation, biological process: transport. The record is from RefSeq and is a predicted model, not a curated record. Lineage: Eukaryota; Viridiplantae; Streptophyta; Magnoliopsida; Asparagales; Orchidaceae. The coding region runs from base 348 to 1925 and encodes 525 amino acids. The transcript is spliced from 12 exons.